CAGUUCCAGGGGAGGGGACAGUGCAGGCUUUCCUCUUUCCCUUAGUGACAUCAUGGCAAAUUCCCAAACUUGAAAGGACUCAGCUCAGGUGACAUCCAUCUGGGCAGAGCCGGCCUGGGCCGGCCUGGGGGGCCUCAGUGCCAGCUGGAGGGGCUGGGUACUGUGCCCGGCUCGUCCAACGCUCUGGGGGCGGGGUUCUGCUCCGCCCUCCCUCGGCGCGGACUGUGCCCUCGGCGGGCACGCGGACCGGUAGGGUAGGGUAGGGCUGGGGCCGGGCUUCUCUGGGCCAAGGAUCAAGGUCCCUGGCUGGCGUAGGCCCCCAGGCAUUCCAGUCUUCCCUACGGGGACUCUAAAGAGGGCGUAGUAGAGCUUCAGCAGAGUGAGAAACCGCGCCACCUCAGUCAGAGGUGGGACCUAUCGUGACCCCGCCCUAGGGCGGAGUUAUCUGGACCUGAGACCCGCCCUCAACACUGAGGUCUCUCGGUAGCAAUAAUUCGGGGCGGAAGUUAGGAAGCCCCGAGAGCUAGGUGACGGAAGUGGCCGCCUUACUGCUUGUCGGCGCGCAUGCGUUAUUGUGUUCCACGGCUGCUGCUCUUCAGGCGCUCCGUUUUCUCCUCUCCUUUUCUCCACGCGAGGGGGUGCGCGUACUCUUAGCUGUGGCCGCGCGCUCAGCCCCUGUGCUACUGUCGUGGCCCUUUCACCAUGGCGGGCAUCCUUUUUGAAGAUAUUUUUGAUGUAAAAGACAUUGACCCGGAAGGCAAGAAGUUUGACCGAGUGUCUCGACUGCAUUGUGAGAGUGAGUCUUUCAAGAUGGACCUUAUCUUAGAUGUAAACAUUCAGAUCUACCCUGUAGACUUGGGUGACAAGUUCCGGUUGGUUAUAGCCAGUACCUUGUAUGAAGAUGGUACCCUGGAUGAUGGUGAAUACAACCCCACAGAUGACAGACCUUCCAGGGCUGACCAAUUUGAGUAUGUAAUGUAUGGGAAAGUGUACAGGAUUGAGGGAGAUGAGACUUCUACUGAAGCAGCAACACGUCUCUCUGCCUACGUGUCCUAUGGGGGCCUGCUCAUGAGGCUGCAGGGUGAUGCCAACAACCUGCAUGGAUUUGAAGUGGAUUCCAGAGUUUAUCUGCUGAUGAAGAAACUGGCCUUCUGAACCACCUGGGGAGCCAACCUUGCUGCCUAGUCACUCCAGUCAUGGAUAUUUGUUUAAGCCUGAGCAGCAGCGGCCGUUGUUCACCUGUUCAGGAGGGGCACUGUGGAUGCAUCGUUAGGUGGUCUGGACUCAAUGGGAAACUGACUUGCCUGUGAAAGACCUGGUGGGAGAGCUUAAAAUGAAUCAGAAGUUGUUUUGUAUAUAUGAUUUUUUAAAAUUAAACUUUACUUUUUCAGA
Molecule: messenger RNA, 1392 nt
Organism: Hipposideros armiger (great roundleaf bat)
Lineage: Eukaryota; Metazoa; Chordata; Mammalia; Chiroptera; Hipposideridae
Gene: POLR2H
Product: RNA polymerase II, I and III subunit H
Exons: 5
Coding region: 703-1155 (150 amino acids)
Biological process (GO): DNA-templated transcription
Cellular component (GO): RNA polymerase I complex; RNA polymerase II, core complex; RNA polymerase III complex
Source: RefSeq, a predicted model, not a curated record